UCCAUUUUACAGUUUAUGUUAUACGACCAUUGCGGAUCUAAUGUAUGUUCUUUGUUACGUAUUCUUCGGUUUUUUUUUAAUUGUCGACUACAUUCGUGUUGUUUCCGAUAAUAACGAUGUUAAUCAGAUGUUGGCUUGCUAUGCAAGAUUUAAAUCCCCCACGUUCGAAAGCACGACUUCUCAAAUCAUGUCUGAUGACCAAUGAAUUUUAUAACAACAAAUAUUUGUCUGUUAAAAAUGAGAUGCAUCCAAAUAUUAAAAAAUAUAAGUGGACCAUGUUGAAAAAAGUAUACACCAAAUUCAUCAAAGAUGGGAAGUUGGGAUUGGAGUUCACAGAGCCCAAACAAGUAUUGUUGAUAUAUUCUGAAGAAAAAUCAGAAGUUUUUAUGUUCUACACUGAAUUAAGAACUAUUUUUAACGAUAAAAAAGUAAAAAUCGGUACAUCUCAAACGCUUAAGGAGGUAUCUGCUAACAAUUUCGUUAUGGAUUGUUUUGAUGAUUCAAAGACUAAUGAGUUUACUAAUGAUUUUCUUUUUGAAAAUAUUUUGAGCUUAAAAUGUUUGACUGUACUCCUGUUGGCAUAUUGUGAUUUACCUAGAAUUCCUGAAGAAGUUGGUAAUUUAUCGAUUAAAUAUUUUAGCAUUUCGGGUAAUGCACUUCCUACUAAUCAAGAUACCAUUUGGAAUUGGAUGACUAAAACUACAAUUUGUGAAACAUUAUUAAUCUUAGAAAUGGAUUACAUCGGUUUGAAAAGAUUGCCAUUUGAAAUAACGUUCCUGAGAAAUCUACAAAAGUUAUCAAUAUCCCACAAUUCUUUGUCUUAUUUACCUCAGUCUAUCGUUGAACUCAAGAAACUCAAAAGUAUAACUGUUAAUGGAAAUUCGUUAGCAUACUUACCUCAUUGUUUAUCUUCUAGAGUCUUUAAUUCCAUCGAUAUAUCAGAUAACUUAUUUAAUUCCUCAAGAACUCAAUCAUAUGAUCACUUACUUCAAUAUUUAUCAGUAUCUGAAAUUAAGAUAGAAGAUUUUGACCAUGUAAAACCAUUAAGUCAUUUGGCAUUGUUUAGUUUGAUGGAUAAUUGUGUACCAUUCAAGAGACAAGAUAUACCUCGUUCACUAUGGAUAUAUUUUCGUUUAAUGGGGCGUUGUGUUUUCUGUAUGAGAUGGAUACUUCCAGAGUACUCUCAAAUAAGUUUUUCACAUUUCUCACCUAGAGCAACAGAAUUAAUUCAAGAACAGGGAACCACCAAUAUACCAUGGCAAUCAAUGCUAUGUAGUAUUCCAAAUAUUUGUACGAGACCGAUUUAGUAUAAGCUAUAAUUAUGUAUAGCAAUGUAAAAUUAUAAGUAUAACAAUUAAUUAAUUAAGUGGUCGUAUAAAUUUUAUAUUCGAUCAUCAAUUGUUGUUUUAUUGUCAAACCAAUAAUUUUCUCAUUACACUAUAAAUGAAAACCAAUAAAAUAGUGAAAUAGUAAAUAAUAAAUCCGUUUUUAUAAAUUUUA
Messenger RNA from Melanaphis sacchari, 1500 nucleotides. Its product is annotated as plant intracellular Ras-group-related LRR protein 5-like. The record is from RefSeq and is a predicted model, not a curated record. The transcript has 2 exons. Lineage: Eukaryota; Metazoa; Arthropoda; Insecta; Hemiptera; Aphididae. The coding region runs from base 117 to 1307 and encodes 396 amino acids.